CCCACGAUUGGAUCCAGGCAUCCAGCCAGUGUCACCCAGUGAGCAGAGCAGCUAGCUAGGUCCCGGCGAGGACAAUGGAGCCAGCGGCGGCGGCGACGACGCUCUGGAGAGCGCGAGCGCUACCCAUCCUGCUGGCCAUGCUGGCGGCGGCCGUGGCCGCGAGCGCGCGCGGGGGCGCGGAGAGGGCGCCCACGCUGGUGUUCAUCCUGGCGGGGCAGUCCAACAUGGGCGGCCGGGGCGGCGCCACGUCGGGGAACCGCUGGGACGGGGUGGUGCCGCCGGAGUGCGCGCCGUCCCCGCGCACGCUGCGCCUCUCCCCGUCGCUCCGCUGGGAGGAGGCCCGCGAGCCGCUGCACGCCGGCGUGGACGCCGGCAACGUGGUGGGCGUGGGCCCCGGGAUGCCGUUCGCGCACGCGCUGCUCCGGUCCCCCGCCUGCCCGCGCGGCGCCGUCGUGGGGCUCGUCCCCUGCGCGCAGGGCGGCACCCCCAUCGCCAACUGGUCCCGCGGCUCCGAGAUGUACGAGCGCAUGGUGGCCCGCGCCCGCGUCGCCGGCGCCGGGACGGGGAGGGUCGCCGCGCUGCUGUGGUUCCAGGGCGAGGCCGACACCCUGCGGCGCGAGGACGCGCUGGCCUACGCCGGCAGGAUGGAGGCGUUUGUCCGGGACGUCCGCCGCGACCUCGCCCUGCCCAACCUCCUCGUCAUCCAGGUUGGGAUCGCGACGGCGCAGUGGCAGGGGAAUCAGCAGGGCAAGUGGCUGGAUCUGGUGCGGAAGCAGCAGAGGGCGGUGCGCGUGCCGAACCUCAAGUACGUGGACGCCAUGGGGCUCCCCAUUGCCAACGACAUCACCCACCUCACCACCCAGGCGCAGGUCCGGCUCGGCAAGAUGCUCGCCGCCGCAUACAUAUCCACGCUCUGAUAGUUAAUCCAGUGCGUAACAGUCAGUGUGUGUGUGCAUUCCAGUGAGCACUUCCAAUCAGGCAGGCAGGGAUUACUGAGAUUAUCAUUCAAUCCAUUGAAUAGUAAAUUUGGUUAUGAUUAGUUGCGGACAACAGAUGAAUAAAUCUGCUCUAGUCUGCAGUAGUAGUAGGAUACUUGAUGUGAGGCUACCAAAGGUGGGGCAGACACGAGCUCAUAUUAUUGCUGCCACUAAUUGCUAUGGGGAUUGUAGGAAUUGGAACAAUCUCAUCAUCAGCACAGCGUUGCCGUCUUGCUUAAGAGAAA
Triticum aestivum (bread wheat) is the source of this 1222-nucleotide messenger RNA. RefSeq names its product probable carbohydrate esterase At4g34215. NCBI's taxonomy places the organism in Eukaryota, Viridiplantae, Streptophyta, Magnoliopsida, Poales, Poaceae. The transcript has 2 exons. Bases 75 to 917 code for a protein of 280 amino acids. The record is from RefSeq and is a predicted model, not a curated record.